GUUAAACCUCAGGGCCAUCUCUCAUUCACUGUCUAAGACAGCAACAGCACCAGGACAGCCCCUAGUGUAAUACCUACAUCCAUGGAGACAUGAAGUGUUUGCCGUUCAUGUUCGUGUGUUGGUGCUCCAGCAUCCUACCAGUCACCAGCUGCAUCAAAGUUGAUGGAUACUCAUGUGUGACUGCCUUUUGGAACACAAUUACUUGUGUCUUGAACAUCACUGGUAAUCCCGUGGGACCCAACACCACCUACAGCCUGGAAUUCAUUGACAAUGAAGAAAGGAUUUCCUGCCCACUUGUGGUGACAAAUCACAGUUACAGCUGUGUCUGUAAGAUCCGGAAAGACUCACACGUUUUUUCAAGUUAUGAUGAAUAUGACUUGAAACUUUGUUAUGAAUCUAGCUGUCAUUCUUUAACAGAGCAUUUUCAACCAACACAGAACAUUGAGCUGACACCUCCACAUCAAGCUGAGGUCCAACAAACACCAAAGACUUUCAACAUCACUUGGAAAAAUGGGUAUGAAGACCAUCAGUACUUGGACAAUGGCCUUGACUAUGAACUCUUACUUCAAACAUCUCAAAGCACUGAGAACAAAAUUCUUCGUUCCAAUUCACUCGAGAGUUAUCUAUUGAUCCAAAGGUCAAUACUUAAACCAAAUGCUAUAUAUUGCAUUCAAGUGAGAUCUAUACCUAAUAGUGUUGACUAUAAUGCAACUUGGAGUAAAUGGAGUCCAUCGACAUGCUGGGAAAAUGAAGCAGCAGAAGAACAAGAUUAUACAUUAGUCAUUUUGAUCAAAUCUUUGGGUCCAGUGUGUGUGGCUGUUGGAGUCUUGCUGUUUGUAUUCUGCAGUCCUGCUGCAAGACUGAAGAUAAAAACUCUGUCCCAGACACCAUCGCCUGCCCCUUUCUUCCAACCUCUAUUUCAACAACACGAAGGCAAUCUCCAGAAAUGGCUUUCACAUCAACACCAAUUUGUGCUUACAUACAAAACUGAGGAGACCUUGACAAUCGAUCCCGUGAUUGUUGUGCCGAAACCCAUUAAAAAGGACCCAGAGGAGAACCAGGACUUCCACAACCCGCCAGUAACACAACUGGCAUUCCAUCAGUGUCAAGCCUCCUAUGUUGGCUUACCCGGGAUACACGAGGCCUCCCCGCCCUUAACUAUGGUCUGUCCAGGGGACAUGCCUUACACUCAGCUCCCUUGCUCUGUCUGGGGGGUUGGCAUUAAAGAAGUAAAAGUUGUCUGCACUCCUCCUGAAGAUUUCCUCAACAUGAGCCGUGCGGAUUCUGGCUGCAGCUGUGAGGACCUGACCCAAAGCCCAGAGUGCAGUUUACCGAACAAUCCUAUUGAUGACAGUCCACCACCAUGUUUCUGUAGUGAUUACUGCAUUCUCAACAAAACCGCAGAAGGUUUUGCUCCUGUGUUAAUGUCCAAAGGGAGCAGCCUAAAUGUUCCAUCUAAUUCCCUGCAAGAGUGCGAGAGCUAAAAAUAAGAAGUGAUCCUGUCAGUUGGUUUGGAGAAAGCAAAAUGUAUAUUAUGACUGGUCACAAUGGCUGUAUAUUGCAUUGCAGGAAAAGGUCAUAAUCAGACAAUGCUUGCAUGCUCACAUACACACGUACUGUAUGUUAUGUGUUCCAGAUAGCACUUUUUAUCACUUGAAUUUCCUACAACAUCUAUAAACCAUUUGAAUGUACCUCAGUACCUUUCUUUUUAUGAAGCAAACAUAAACACAACAUAUUUGCAAUACUAACUGCAAAAUGUGAUGACAUGUGAAUGUGCGUUUAAUGCUUAGCCUAAUAUUUUUUAGUUAUGUACUUUGCCUUCAACUUUUAUAUGAAGUAAGUAAUUUCUGAGUUGAAAAAUCCAACAAAGUGAAAUGAGUAGCUUUGCAAUAGCUUUACUGGCUUGAGAGAGAUGAUUAUAGUUAUUUGCUGGACCAGCAUCCAUUUUUGAAUUCUUGCACUGCUGGUGUUGAUCAACUAAAAACAUAUUGCCUGGGUGAGGCCUGUUGACAAUGUUCUUUAAAUGAAUAGAAUGGGCCAAAUGCUCAGGAUGUACAGUAUUUCUCCAAGAAGAUCAAUAAAGAAUAAUCU
Messenger RNA from Sander lucioperca (pikeperch), 2091 nucleotides. RefSeq names its product interleukin-4 receptor subunit alpha-like. Gene Ontology annotation, biological process: immunoglobulin mediated immune response; cytokine-mediated signaling pathway. Gene Ontology annotation, cellular component: external side of plasma membrane; membrane. NCBI's taxonomy places the organism in Eukaryota, Metazoa, Chordata, Actinopteri, Perciformes, Percidae. The transcript has 10 exons. The coding region runs from base 90 to 1484 and encodes 464 amino acids. The record is from RefSeq and is a predicted model, not a curated record. Gene Ontology annotation, molecular function: protein binding; cytokine receptor activity.